UAUCACGAGCUCAACCCGUCCUACAUUUGUCGCAUCGCCAUUGAGCCCGUCGCCAUGGGUGCCCAAGAGUCUAAGCCCCAGGCCUACGAAUGGAAGGUCUCAGGACCGCCAAGCGUCUCUCUGCCAGUCAUGGAGUCGCUGCAAACUAGCCCCGAAACGGAUGCCUCCCGCGCCAAGCUAGUUGAGCAACAUAUCCAGGCCCGCGUUGCCGAGGAGCUCAAGAAGCUGCAAAAGCAAGAGUCCGAUGCCCUCAAAUUCGCACACGAGAAAAUCGCAGAGGCUGCCUCUUCAGUCACUGAGGAAAAGGGCCCCAGUCGCUACACCGUUGGCAAGGAGAUUGAUGAGCUGCGCAGCAAGCUCGAGCAGCGCAAGACUGUGCGAGAGCUGCCUGAAAGUGUCGAGACGGCACGAAACAAUGUCAUUCGAUGCUUGAGGGAGAACGACAGGAGACCGCUGGUCUGCUAUGACGAGGUCGAGGCGUUCAAGGCGGAAGUGAAGAAGCUGGAGAAGGACUGGAUCAACAGGGUCACUGCAUAG
Molecule: messenger RNA, 537 nt
Organism: Trichoderma virens Gv29-8
Lineage: Eukaryota; Fungi; Ascomycota; Sordariomycetes; Hypocreales; Hypocreaceae
Exons: 3
Source: RefSeq, a predicted model, not a curated record